Messenger RNA from Leptonychotes weddellii (Weddell seal), 2201 nucleotides. The record is from RefSeq and is a predicted model, not a curated record. Lineage: Eukaryota; Metazoa; Chordata; Mammalia; Carnivora; Phocidae.
CGGGCUGGCUGGGUGGAGGUGGAGAGGAAGAGCUGCCGGAAGUAGGCGGCCGAGGUGGUGGCCGAGCAGGCGGCAGCUGCCAGGGAAACCGAGGCGCGGGACACACGGCCCGCAGACAGGCCGGCGAGGGGGUCGUCUCUGCGCGCCCCGUUUGCCAGAGCUGAAGGUCUCUAGUCCGGCAGCCUCCUCUGGACUCGGGCCUUUCCCUGAGCCCGCCAGGGGGCGCCGCACUGAGGGGCUGCAGAGUGGGGGGCGGGCUCGCCUGACGAGAGAAGGGGCGCCGGGCCUGGCCCGGGGGUGUGGGGAGGGCUUUCCCCCCGCUCAGGAGGUGCCCCUGGGUGGGGGACCGGGAGUCCUCACCUCGCGACUGAGGCAGGGGUUUCUGGGGGCGGGGAGGGCGCGUCGCCCUCUGCCCCCGCCGGCACCCUGGCCAUGACGGGCAAGUCGGUGAAGGACGUGGAUCGGUACCAGGCGGUCCUGGCCAACCUGCUGCUGGAGGAGGAUAACAAGUUCUGUGCGGACUGCCAGUCCAAAGGGCCACGAUGGGCCUCCUGGAACAUUGGUGUAUUCAUCUGCAUUCGAUGUGCUGGAAUCCACAGGAAUCUGGGGGUGCACAUAUCCAGGGUAAAAUCAGUUAACCUCGACCAGUGGACUCAAGAACAGAUUCAGUGCAUGCAAGAGAUGGGGAAUGGAAAGGCAAACCGACUUUAUGAAGCCUACCUUCCUGAGACUUUUCGGCGACCUCAAAUAGACCCAGCUGUCGAGGGAUUUAUUCGAGAUAAAUAUGAGAAGAAGAAAUACAUGGACCGAAGUUUGGACAUCAAUGCCUUUAGGAAAGAAAAAGAUGACAAGUGGAAAAGAGGAAGUGAACCAGCUCCAGAGAAAAAAAUGGAACCUGUUGUUUUUGAGAAAGUUAAAAUGCCACAGAAAAAAGAAGAUCCACAGCUACCUCGGAAAAGCUCCCCGAAAUCCUCAGCCCCUGUCAUGGAUUUGUUGGGCCUUGAUGCUCCUGUGUCCUGCUCCAUGGCAAACAAUAAGACCAGCAAUACCCUAGAGAAGGAUUUAGACCUUUUGGCUUCUGUUCCAUCCCCCUCUUCUUCAGUUUCCAGAAAGGUUGUAGGUUCCAUGCCAACUCCAGGGAGUGCUGGCUCUGUUCCUGAAAACCUGAACCUGUUUCCAGAGCCAGGGAGCAAAUCAGAAGAAACAGGCAAGAAACAACUCUCUAAAGACUCCAUCCUUUCGCUGUAUGGAUCCCAGACACCUCAAAUGCCUGCCCAGGCAAUGUUCAUGGCUCCAGCUCAGAUGGCGUAUCCCACAGCGUACCCCAGCUUCCCUGGGGUCACACCUCCUAACAGCAUAAUGGGGAGCAUGAUGCCCCCGCCAGUAGGCAUGGUAGCUCAGCCAGGAGCUUCUGGCAUGGUUGCCCCCAUGGCCAUGCCUGCAGGCUAUAUGGGUGGCAUGCAGGCUUCAAUGAUGGGUGUGCCAAAUGGAAUGAUGACCACUCAGCAGGCUGGCUACAUGGCAGGCAUGGCAGCUGUGCCGCAGACUAUGUAUGGGGUUCAGCCAGCUCAGCAGCUGCAGUGGAACCUUACUCAGGUAAGCUACCCCAUUUUCCUCGGGACAAGAGUGUUGAGCCUUCCUCAAGGCUGUCUCACGUCAUCACUCCCUUAUCCUUUGAACCCUUAUAACAUAAAGGAGAUAAUGCAGAGACAUUCUUAGGUUUGCCACCCUUCCCCACCCUUUUUUUUCCUAGAAGGUCUACCUAAUGUCAGACUUUCUGAGGAGUUCUGGGUUACUGUAGAAUGAGGGUAAUUGCCUCAAUCUAAAUUUCUCCACACAUUCCUCAAAACAAAAAUUUAAAAAACCCUAUAUAGGUAAAUAAGGAAUGCAAAUAAAACCACUCAUAACCCAUGACUGCCACAUCUAGUAGACAGAAUACUGCAAACUUCAAAUUACAUGGUAGUAAACACCCAAAUCCGGCAGAGCCAGCAUAAGAGUGACUAUGUGGAAAGAGGAGAGGGAGCAGGGCCUGGAGGUGACAGAACAUAGAUAAAAUCACCCCCUGGAAAGAAGACCUACCCUGAUUAGAGGCAUGAUGAGAAAAGGUCUGAGACUUAGCAAUUAGAACUCGUUAUGUGGAGAAUCAAAAAUGAGGGGCUUGAAAUAUAUGGGCUUAAAGGUGGUAGCUCUGGAAAAGCAUU